Molecule: messenger RNA, 15587 nt
Organism: Ctenopharyngodon idella (grass carp)
Lineage: Eukaryota; Metazoa; Chordata; Actinopteri; Cypriniformes; Xenocyprididae
Gene: map1ab
Product: microtubule-associated protein 1Ab
Exons: 7
Coding region: 19-11343 (3774 amino acids)
Biological process (GO): regulation of microtubule depolymerization; axonogenesis; dendrite development
Cellular component (GO): synapse; microtubule associated complex; neuronal cell body
Molecular function (GO): microtubule binding; actin binding
Source: RefSeq, a predicted model, not a curated record
CAGGUGGCAGCAGUUGUCAUGGAGAUAACUGCGGGCCUGGCGUCCGUUCCAGGGGUUGUUUCCAUGGAGAUCCCGCCCCGAGGUGCGCUGGCAGCGGUGGAGGAGGACGAGGACCGCGAGCAGUCGGGCACCGAAGAGCGGUUUCAGCAUCCCGGCCAUCUCCGCCGGCGCUGCCCGACCUCCAGCCAGGGAAACUUUUACAUGCUCAUCGUGAUCGGAGAGAUCGCGACAGAGCAUCAGCUGCUCACCGCCAGACAGCACAUAGAGCGCGGUAUCCGUUCCUGGGACAUCAAUGUGUCAGAGUGUGACCUGGACCAACAACUACAGCUUUUCAUAACCAGACAUUCCGCACAGUUCUCAGCCGAGGUCAGAGGACAAAGGACUCUGCACCACAAAAGUGAUGUUCUUGAGACUGUUGUAUUAGUAAACCCGUCAGAAGAUACUGUUAUCUCUGAGAUCCAUUGUCUUGUAUCUGACCCAGCUGUGCAUAAACUGCUGGUCCUGAGUGGGCAGAGCUCUGACCAAGGUGACCUGGUUCUCCAAACCGGAGUGUUCAGUCAUCAAACCUUCUCACGUGUGUUUUCUGACUCUGGGGUCAGUCAUUUACUGGCUAAAUCCAGCUCUGGACAGCAGGGAUCACUGACUGUGUGUUGUCGUGGUGAGGCAGGCUGGAGCUCUCUGGGGCAACAGCAACACAUUAGGGAGUUGCUGAAUUAUAGGCUGAAUCCAGAGCCCAUACUCCCUAAGAUGGAGGGGGUCACUGAGUUUACCGAAUAUAUAUCUGAGACUGUGGAUGUACCAUCCCCAUUUGACCUUCUUGAACCUCCAACCUCUGGAGGAUUCUUAAAGCUCUCAAAGCCUUGCUGCUACAUCUUUCCUGGUGGACGGGGAGACUCUGCACUUUUUGCUGUCAAUGGUUUUAACAUUCUGAUUGACGGUGGCUCUGACAGAAGGUCAUGCUUCUGGAAGCUUGUCAGACAUUUAGAUCGUAUUGAUUCUAUCCUUCUUACACAUAUUGGUGCUGAUAAUCUUCCUGGGAUCAAUGGACUCCUUCAAAGGAAGGUUGCAGAGCAGGAGGAAGAGCAGUCUCAAGGCUCAACCACCUACAGUGACUGGAUGAAGAACCUGAUAUCGCCAGAGCUCGGAGUCAUGUUCUUCAAUGUACCCGACAAGCUUCGCACAUCAGAAUCAAAUUUGAAAGUUAAGCGAAGUAUUGAGGAAGCCUCUCUUACAUUGCAAUACCUCAGCAAGCUGGGAAUUAAGCCUGAGCCUCUUUUUCGAGUGGUUAGUAAUACCAUUGAGCCCAUUACUCUUUUUCACAAGAUGGGUGUGGGCAGGUUAGACAUGUUUGUCCUGAACCCUGUGAAGGACAGUAAGGAAAUGCAGUUCCUCAUGCAGAAGUGGGCAGGUAACAGCAAGGCCAAGACGGGGAUAGUGCUUGCCAAUGGAAAAGAGGGAGAAAUAUCUGUACCGUAUUUGACAUCUAUUGCAGCUCUCGUCGUAUGGCUUCCUGCCAACCCCUCUGAGAAAAUUGUAAGGGUUUUAUUCCCUGGAAAUGCACCUCAGAACAAAAUCCUUGAAGGGCUUGAAAAGUUGAAGCACCUUGAUUUCUUGCGGUAUCCAGUAGCCACACAAAAAGACAUAAAUUCUGGCGUUUCACCUUCAGCUGUAAAACAAACAAAGCUAAAGCAAAGAACUGACAGCAAAGAAAGUCUCAAAUCAUCUCCCAAGACACACGCACCAGCUAAGCCUUCUAAGAAAGAAACCGAUGAGCAUGAGGAUGCAUCCAUAGUCGAAACAAAGAGUGACUCUGUCAAAGAAAACAAGAUUGAGAAAAAAGAAGAAAAGAAGCACACCAAGCCAUUGAAACCGAAAACAGAAGUGACAGAAAAGAAAAAGUUAUUGAAGGAGAAAUCACUGAAAAAACACCCAAAGGAAAGGGUGUCCAAAAUGGAUGAAAAGAAAGACAAAGAAAAGAGGGAAGUUAAGAAAGAAAAACGUGAAAUUAAAAAAGAUGAUGCUGUGAAAAAAGAUGAGAAAAAGUUUAAAGCCAAGGACACAUCAAAACUCGAACUUAGGAAAAUAACCAAACCUGACCUGAAACCUUUCACUCCAGAGGUCAGGAAGACCCUCCACAAGGCCAAAACCCAAGGUAAACCCAAAACAAUAAAGAGCAAACCUACAACUGCCAAGGUAGAGUGUGCAGAGAUUGCGGCAGAACCAGUGGCUGAGAAGAUCAAACUUGAGAAACAGGAGAAUGGGACAGGAGAAGCCAUAAUUUCUCCAUCUAUUCCCGAAGAUUUAACAAAAGACUUUGAUGAAAUGAGACCCACUGAAGUGACAGAUCAGUCUGAAGCCCCUAAAAGUGCCCUUACUGUCUCCGGAUUGCCAGCUGAAAGAGAUGAUGAAACUUCAAAUGCUGCAGAGGAACACGAACAAGAUCAUGUUACAGAAACCGAUAUUGUGGAACAGAAAACUACAGAGAAAGAAGUAGCGCUAUCAGCAGAAAUCGAAGAAGUGCCAUCAGCAGAAGUGAAAGAACAACAGGAUGAGCCCCAAACAUCAGAAUUAGAGAAAUUUGAGGAUGAGGGUGCUGCAAUUGAAGAUGAAGAUGAGGAGGAGGUUGAGAUACAGCCUGUUAAAAAGACAGAGGAAGAGGAGGAGGAAGACAUGGGAAUCGGAGAUGAAGAGGAUGAAGGGGGAGCAAAGGAAACCAAAGACUUGGAGGGAGUGGACAGAAAGCAUGAAGUUGAGGAAAUGGAGAAGCAAAAACAAGCAGAGGAAAGAAAGAUUGAAGUUGAAGAGGAGCAGCUUGAAGAAGAGGAUGUGAUUGAAAAAGCUGAGUUAGAGGAAGCAGAGGAUUUGGAUGCCAUUGCAGAUGAAGAAAUAAAAGAUCUCUCAGCUGAGAAAAUCAAGGAAGAAGAGGAUGCAUACUUGUCAAAUGUUGGAGGUGUCACAGCUGGCAUUACCUCUACAGCCCAAGGAGCUGCUGCAGCAGAAAACUUGUCAUACAUCCAGGAUGAAACCAUACCAGGUUACUCUGAGACUGAGCAGACCAUCUCAGAUGAGGAGAUCCAUGAAGAAGCAGAGGACAGGAUACCACACCUUCAAUAUGAGGUUGGUAGCUAUGAUGUCUCUGUCCCAGACCAACCAGGCUCUUUUGAUGCCAUCCAUGGAAUGAGAGAAAUGCAGGCAGCUGCAGUGGGCAAUGGAACAGGCAAAGUAUUGAUGGGUGCACAAGAGCCAGCUAUUUCUAUCUACACCAGCAUACUCGCAGCUCCAUUAGCUGAAGAGGAACAUGUUUCUUCUGCAACAUCCAUAACAGAGUAUGACAAACUGUCUUCUUUACCCACUUCCGUUGCAGAAGAUCAGUCAGUGGCAUCAGUUACAGCACCUCAGACCGAAGACACUGGAAAAAGCUCCCUGGUCUUGGACACCGUUCAACCGGUUUCUCAGACUGAGGCCACCCAAGGAAAAGAUCACCUACAUUCUGCUGGAACCAUCUCACCAACAUCCUCCUUAGAGGAAGACAAGUGCUUCAAAUCAUCUCCCUCUGAGGAAUCUCCUCCACUUCCCUUAGAAGGCAAAACCGAGGGAAUUGAGAUGGCUGCCCAUUACGAUGAUGAAGAGGAGGAUGAAUAUGAAGAUCAAACACCAAAUAUUGACAUUUCACUUGAAAAGUUACAAGAAGGAUAUGCCUCACCUGAUAAACUUGAACACAAGGAGAAAGAAAUGGACAAACCCAAAAGUCUUGUGCCUUUAGUUCCUGAUACUUCAUCUGAUGAAAAAUCCUCACCUCCUGAGAUAGAGAAGGCAUCAGUAUCACCUCCUAGGGAGGAUUCGUCUUUCGAAGUACAAACAAUACUCUCUUCCCCAUCGCACAGUGUUUCUAAGCUUCCUGUUUCUGAAGCUAGUGUUUUUCCAGAGGUGGAAGACCGGUGCAUUAGCCCUGAUGACAGCACUGUGAAAAUGGCUUCUCCUACCCAUUCUGGACCACCUAGUGCAUCUCACUCUCCCUUAAGAAUGUCACCUGUGGAAAAGAAAGAUAAAAUGCUUCUUAAAGAGACCCAACAAGAACCAGGAGUGCCACUUAGCACUACUGAAAUUAAAUUUGAAAAGGAGAGUGGGAAACAAAAACCUGACAUUUUAGAUGAGAAGGAAAUACCUCGAGCAGAGGAGGAAGAAAAGAAGAUAAUCCAGGAAGCAACCUCAGCACCAUCUCCACUUGUUGAUGACUUCUUAGCUAAAAAAGAAAGUAUAUCAAUUCUACCAUCAAAAGAAAUUAGUGAUACAAUGGUAAUGCCUGAUCCAAGUGUUGAAAAGAAGGGCGAAGUUGAAGAGGACUUAAAAGAGAGCAGUAAGGCUGUAAUCCUUGAGGAUAAAGAUAGCAAGUUAUCUUAUGAAUAUGACGUUGAAGAAACUUGUGAUUUAAAAUCAUCUACAGACAAAGAAGUGAAAAGAGAGGAGAAAGAAAAGGAGGGUGAGAGAGAUGAUGCUGAAGAGAAGCAUAAGGAGAAAGACCAAUUAUUAAAGUAUGCAGAGGUUACAGAUAAAGGUGAUGUAAUAUCAGAACCUGAAAAAGAAGCUUUGCCCUCUAAAGAGGAUUUUGAUAAGAAAAAUGCAAAUGAAGAAGAGUUUCAAGACAAGAGUUCUCCAGCAGUUCUGGAAAGGUCGGAGAUAGAGAAACAGGAGAAACAAGAAAUUCAGUCAGAGCAAGACAAAAUUUCUUCUAAAUUGGUAAAGGAAUCCAAAGAGAAAGAUCUGACUGAUACAUCUUGUCAGUUUUUAGAAAGCCCAGACAUCAAAGCAGAAACAUUGACAUCUCAUACGGAGACACAGGACACUGUAGAGACAGAUAUGACAACUAAACCGGAAAAGACCUCUGAGCAGAAAUCGGAGUCAGCUGAUAUUAUACCUGAACAGGUGGCUUUGGUGGAAACUGAUUCAUCCAUCUGUAUAGCCCAGUUUAAGGAAGACACAGAUGGCCUCAAAUCUCAAAUACAACAGUUAAGUGAAAAAACAGAUGUUACCUUAAAAGAUGAAGAAAAGGCAGAAAGUAAAAGUGAGGCUGGGCUGACAUGUGAGAAAAAUAUUUCAGCUGCCAAAGAACAUGAAGAAACUAUGGAUAAAAAUGUAGAGGAAUUAAAAUCUGUGACACAAGAGCAAAUUUCCCUCUCAAAACCAGAUGUUCAACCUACAGAGAUGCACGCAGAGGUGUCCAUUAUAAAGAAGGAUAUGUCUGCUGAAGAUGAACAAGAAUCUAAAAGGAAGUCAGUGCAAGAGAUGGAACCUCAUAUAUUAGGGGCAGCUCCAGGUGAGACUGAAAUUACUAGUAAACAAGAUGAGGACUUGAAGGAGAAACUAUUGGAAGAAACUCAAACCACACAACAUUUAGUAAAAGCAGAUGUAUCAUCCAAAGAAGAGCCUCAAAUUCCACAUUCCAUUAUUUCACAGGACACAGAUGAUGUGCACCAAACUAGCCAAGAUAUGGAAAAAACUGUAGAAGACACUAAAUCCAAAACACAACUAUCCAUUUCAGACAAAAUGGAUUCCUCACUAGUAUCAGACCAAGAAUCUAGAGAUGAACCAGCAGAAUUGAUCCAAGGUCAAGUCUCGCUGUCUGUAUCUGAGAAAUUAGAUUUGUCUGCUAAAGAUGAUCAGGACCGCGAAAACAAAGAGGUUGUGAAGCUAACUAGCAAGCCGGAUGAAGAAUCUACAGAAUGUCAGACUUAUGAAAAAACAGAUAAGCUUACUAUCUCUAAAUCUGAUUUUGAAUCUGAAGUGAAGAGUGAAUCCCAGGCAAUAAGAGAACUAGAGAACGAAGUUUUGCAAGCUAAAGAAGAUGAAAUAAGCAAAGGCAUAUUUUUCAAAUCUGAACAACCAGUUGAGUUUGAAGACAUAUCCUCAAAACCAUAUGAAUCUAAAGAUAAGUAUGCGGAACAUACUCAACUUCAGAUAUCUACAGAUCAAUCACUAUCUGAUAGUACAGAUAUGGCUGCUAAGAAGGACCAACAGUAUGAAGAAAAACACACAAAAGAGACUGUAACUGAAGUUCCUCAAACAAGUAUGGCAACAGAUGCACCAUCAGACACAAAACAAAAACUUGAGACCAUAUCUGUAGGAGAAGAAAAGACAGAACAGAUUACAUCAGAAUCAAAAUCUGAGGUUUCAAAAUCAGAACACGAUACUGUAGACCUUCCCAUUGUAGAAGAUAAAACAAUGGAUUCAAAAGUUAGCAAAGACUCUGAGGAGCAAUUAAUGAAAGAAGAUGCAUCAAAAUUGGUGUCAGAUGACACUAAAAUGGACUUGGGAACUAAACAGAAAUCUCUAGAUAAAUCUUCAGAACAGAUUUUUGAGACCUCAGAUCUGAGCCGUGAAGAAAAUUUGGAAUUGAAAGAUGAACCUAAAGAAGAUAUCAAACAAGACACAUUACAUGAAACAGAUACCUUUCUAUCAUCAGACAUUGGAUGCAAAUUAAAUUUAGAUUAUAAAGAAAAAUGCAUCGAAGAGACCUCAACUGUAGACAAAACAAAAGACAUCAAGUCAACCUUUGAAACUACGUUUCCAACCAAAUUUUCAGAUGAAGAUGAAAGUACAGAGGAGGAUGAAGGAGAUGCUGUUUGUAUGGGAGGUGCUGGUUCAAGACCAUUAUCAGUGGAACCAUGGAAGUCAGAGGAACCAAAGUUAAGCAGUUCUGCACAACCACCUGAGACAAGUAUGAAAAAAGAGGAAAUUGUGGCCCAUUUAGAAGAGAAAGAGUUGACUAGAGAUUCAAGUGGCACAUCAACUGAACCAGAGAAGGGGUGUAAGGUGGAUACCACAUCACUUACACCUACUGCAGAUACAAGUAAAAAAGAGACUCUAACUGAGAGCAAACCAAUGAGUAUCACACUGCCUAGCUUCGAAAUUCAAGGCAGUGUUGAGGAUAGCCAACAUCAAACAAUGAUCUCUGCAAAGGAAGCCGCAAAACUUGAGAAGGAGGCUGAGAGGGAAAGGGAAGGAGAACGAGAGGCUGCCUCUCCAGGGUUAGAGUCACAUUCUGAUUUUCAAAAGACUGAUAGUGCUGAUGAGAAAUGUGCUGAAAAGGCUGAUAGCGAGAAAAUGAAAUCUGAUGACAAAAUGAUGUAUGAAGUGGAAAAAGAAAGCUAUGAAGCUUCUAAAUAUGAGCCUUAUGAAAAGCCCAUUUCAAAAGACACUGAGAGAGAAAAAGAGGAAGAAGACCAGUACCCUAGUCUGGAUAGAGAUUUAGAUGAAAAUAGAAAAAGUCUGGCAUCUUUGCUAGGAGCUACUUGUUCAGUAGAGGAACAAAGUGAUGAUGAGCCAGUGUCUUUCAGCAAGGUUGAUUACCAGACUUCAAGUAUUCACAGCAGCCACAGUGCCUACUCAGAGCAAGACAAUAAGGAGCGAUACCAAGAGGAAGAAUUGGUUAGAGAAGAGAGACCAGAUCUUUUUGUCGACAGUAGUUUUACAACUGACAGCAAAGCCAUUUCGGCAGCAGGUUCAAGCUUGUUUGCCUCUAGUGAUUUGCAAGACAAAUCAGAGAAAUUGGAGAGAGAAGAGAAGGAGAAGGAGAAAGAGGUCACACAUUUUCUUCCUCAAGAAAAAGAUGAUGAAAGUCAUGUUAAAUUGUCAGAUAAAGAACCAUGUACAUCUGCUUCCUGCCUUUCAAAACCUGAUACGCAAGAGAAAGACCAUAAAACAGAAGAAACACUGACAAUGUCUCAUUCAGAGGACUUGGACAAGACCAAAACCCACGGGACUGAAGCUUCCACUCCACAAGGCCCUCUCGCAUCAUCACAAGAUCAAAGUCUUCAGAGUCUAACAACUUCAUCAACAUCUGCCUAUGAUGAGAACAAAAUGGAGAGUCCAAUAUCAAGUCAAAGUAACAAAGAUAAAAACAAACUGGAUUCAGCUGAAAGCAAAGAUGACCCAUUUUCUUCUGGUCGGUACUCACCACCUGAAAAGGACAUGCUGCCUGCCAGGUUAUUGGCUGAAGAUCCCAGCACCGCCACUCCUGGUUCUUCGGGGCAGUCUAUGAAAGUUGAUGACAAUGUUCUUGCACUUGAGUGUACUGGCAAAACAGAUUCUCUUUCCAGCAAGACAUUGAUUGUGAGUGCAGAGACAGAGGAAUGCUUGGUCAGAAGCCAAAAAAUAUUUGCAGAAGAAGAGGAUGACUAUGAGGAUGAGGAAGAGGAAGAGGAAAAUGCAAGUGACUUGGAUGUUGAAAAGGGUGCCAGAGAGAUGUCUGAGAAAGAGUCCAAAGCAGCAUUUGAUACCACAACUACAUCUAAACCACUCGAAACAAAACAAGAAGACACCACUGGUUCCUUAGCUUUUGGAGCAACUGCAAAAGUUCUACAGACAGGCAUGGUUGGUGACUCAUACACAGACAAAAUGUCACCCACAACAGAGCCAUCAUCAGUACAUGGAGAGCACCAGGAUGUAAUCAGCAAGGAGGGUGAGCAGUCCAAGAAAGAAGAUACUAGUUCAGUCCAGUCUGACAUACCUAAAUCCAGCGAUGACAAACAUGAACCACAGAAAAUUUCUGAUAAAAAGCCUGAAGUAUCUGAAUCCCUAGCUGUUGCUCAAGCAGCCAUGUCUGAUACAACUUACUCAUCAUCUUCAUCUUUUAGUUACUCUUCUUCAACCUCUGCCUCAUAUUCAACUGGUCAACACCUUGGAGAAGGGCUAGAACCACCGAUUAAUAUUCCUAGUGUCCAACUAAGGUCAGAUGGAGACAGUAUAUCAUUUGAGUACUCAUCCCUGAAAGAGGAAGAAUCGCCCAUUAUGGAUUUACCGUGUUUAAAAAAAGAUGAAUACAUGGAAGUCUCCGAUCGAAUGACACCUGCUACAACAACAGCUGAGUCAAUAUCCAGUCUUGCCAGGUUUUCUCCUCUCAGUCCCCUGGAGGAAUCCAAAUCGUUUCUUCAAGAUCAAACAUCAUCGGCAGAGGAAAAGUCAGAGGAGGAUAUGUCAAGCAUUAAAUCUGACAGGGAUCUAGUCUCUGAUCCUAAACAUGUAGCAGAACCACAUUCUUCAAAACUGCCAGAAUCAGCAACUUCUGAGCAUGCAGCUCACCCAACUGAGGUGGCACCUUCCACAUCCCUCAAGUUUGACAUUGUACCUUUGGAGAAGGCUGACUCUGCGGACAAACACUCACAAGAAAAAUCCUCUGAUGAUGAGCCUGAGGACAACAAAAGCAAUUUUGAGGAAGGAACGUUGCCAUGCAGAAUUGAGUGUGAAAGAUCUUCAGCUACUGAAAAAUUAAGCACAGCGUCUUUACCAGAGCAACAUACUGAUGUAAAACCCUCAACCACAACAUUACAUUCAUUUGAUCUGCACACCACAGAUGGACCAACAGAAAUGACAAGUUCUCAGAAGGUGCCAGUCACAGCUUGUGGGACUCUCAGUACUAGCACACUAAGUGAACAAUGUAUAAAGCAAGAAGGAUCAGAGAAGUCUGAGGAAAGUAAAGACUUGGCUGAGAAAGCACAGGAGAGGGUUGAAAUUAAAGAAUCAAAAGUGAGCAAGAUGGAAUAUGAAGAGAAGAGUAAGACAGAUGAGAAAGAAGAAGUAAAACAUAAAGCAAUAGAGGAAGAACAGAUACAACCUGAAAAGGAGGUUGAAGUGAGGUCAGAAAAGAUGGGAGAGAUCCCAUUGCAAGAAGUUUGUUGCAAGAAGUCAGAGCAAAAGAGUGAAAGUGAAGGUAAAACUGAAGAGUCAAAAGUAAAGAAAGAGGUAGAACAAACGGAAAUGUUUGUAGAAAAGGAAUGUAAGGAAAAAAAUGAAGAGAAUAAAGAGCUAACAGUAGAAAAGAUGAAGGAAAAAGACAGCAAAACAAAUACUGUUGAGUCUAGCCAGCAUAGUACCCUUGCGUCCACAAUGCAGCAUGAAGAUGUUGUAUGUCUAAAGGCUCCACCUGGCUAUGGGGAAGAUGUUUAUGAAGGUAUAGAAGAGAAAGAGGGGACUGAAGAGGAGAAAGUGAAGCAUGAUUCAAAAGAACGUCCACCAACUCCUCCAUCAGGAGCACAGGCUUGUUACCCUGAGGUCUGCAAGAAGUCAGAUGAAGGAUUCACUCGACCCUCUGAUCUUGGAAUGGAGGCCACAUCCUCCCAUUCACCUUCACUUUUCAAACACCGUAAAGGAGAUAUCUCACCAUCCUUUAUUAAUCCAAGCCCACAGGAGCUAUCAAGUGAGGAGGGAGAGGAAGAUGCCAGAAGUGAUCAUUCAAGAGAUGACGAGCGUGAGCAGCACUCUGUCAAAAGGAGAUCCCACAAGCAGCAGCAUUGUCAUCCCCACAGUCACCAUGAGGAUGGCAAGGAGGGAUCGCACAGCAUGCCGAGCAGUACGGCAACAGGGCACGGCAUUAUGCUAGCAGGGGAGGAAACUCCUCCUACAUCUUUGAGCGAGUCACUCCCAUCACAGUCUGACUCAGAUGUUCCUCCAGAGACUGAAGAAUGUCCAUCAAUUACAGCUGAAGGAAACCUAGACUCUGAUGAAGAUGCAGAACAUCUACCAGUGGACAAAAUGUCUGCAGCUGGCAGCAGUGGAGGAAGCCAUCAUUCCUCCUCCCCGAAGAGUCACGAUCCCCCUCCCAUCCCAGUGAAAGACCCUCUUCCUCACCCACCACACCCUGAUGUGUGCAUGGUGGACCCAGAGGCCCUUCUUAAUGGCCAGACCCACACAGAACGACCAGUGAAGAAAGACCUUAAAACAAAUAGAGGCUUGAGGAAGACACUAGGAAAAUCUGCAUCGCCAUCACGUAAAGGAGAUGCAAAAGGCAGGAGAUCUUCUACCCCUGUGAAGCAGACAUCCAAAGACUCCUCACCUCAUGCUCUUAAAAGAAAAGAUUCAGAGAAGACUUUUCGCUUGUCCAAAAUGUCUGAGACACAGGGAUCCAGGGGAGACAUCUACAACCCAGGAAGAGGAUUGGUCAAUGGUGUUAAGAGUAAUGCAGGCUCCAAUCUGAAAUCCAGCACUGGGACUCCACCUGGACCACCCAUCUAUGUCGACCUAGCUUACAUUCCCAACCACUGCAGUGCUAAAAAUGUUGAUCAAGAGUUCUUCAAGCGAGUGCGAGCAGCAUAUUACGUCGUCAGUGGAAAUGAUCCAGGCAGUGGUGAACCCAGCCGUGCAGUUCUAGAUGCACUCCUAGAAGGGAAAGCGCAAUGGGGCACUAAUCUCCAGGUCACUUUAAUCCCUACACAUGACACAGAGGUAACUCGGGACUGGUAUCAACAGACCCAUGAGAAACAGCAGGACCUGAAUAUAAUGGUCUUGGCCAGCAGCAGCACAGUGGUCAUGCAAGAUGAAUCUUUCCCUGCCUGCAAAAUAGAAUUUUGAAUUCUUUUCUUUUUAAAUUGCCAUUCAUUCCUCAUUCAUUUCUAAUAUUUUAGGUUUAGAUGAGUUACUCCACCCACAGCCUUCCAUCUGCUGCCAUUUAUAGUUUAUAUUCUAAUCCUCAAAAAUGCAACAAAAUCCUAGUGCUGUCAAAGGACUUUAUUGUAAGCUUUGGUCCUGAAUCUAUUGUACAUUUUUGAUUGCAUCUGCAAGGCUUUGGCAGAAAACUGAAUGUUCACUAGCUAGCUGCUAUGAAAUAGUAAUAUAAUGUUCAACGUAGGCUGAAGUUAAAUUGCAAAUUGAGAUUACUCAUAUUCUUUAACAUAACUUAAAGAGACCAAAAUUUUGUCCUGCCUGUAUUUCGAAUUCGAAGCACAAAAAAAUGCCCUCUGUAAAUUGGUUAAAGCAUCAUCUGAUUCACAUUCCGCAUCCUUUAUCAUCAAUCUUAGCACACAUAACCACAUAUAGACACAGUUGCCUGGGAAAAAAUACUCUAAACUUAAGGUCACACGGCCUUAGAGCAAAUAACUUAAGCGAACAGACUCAAAACAGUUCUGUCUUGUGAGUGACUAUUACAAUGAGGCUAGACACAGUCUCCCCAUGAGAUCACAUACCAGCAUAGAGUGAAGAAAGAAAUAAAUGUGCUCUAAAUUGCUAAUCCAAAGAGGAUUUGUGCCAAAUCUCAAUUCUUUCAAAUGGCAAUUUUAAAAAACAAAAUCAACCAUAAUCCAAGAUUUAUGUCUUUAGUUGACAAGAGAUUAUUAAUUCUUUAUUCAAACAUGCAAUCCAAUUGUUUUAUCUCAAUAAUGUGAUGGUAGUGAAGACUUACUCUUUUAAGAGUAAGGCAAAGUAGAUGGCAUCUUUACAAACCACCAACUCACUGAUAUGACAGAUUUCGGUUGAAUAGGCUCUGAUAUGAAAAUGUGACUGGUUAUAGAAGGGUGAAAAGUUAUAGAAAGUAUAACAGUAGUGUUAAUUUGGUAUUGCAGUUACCUUCCUAAAGCAUGAUGCUCUUCAGACUAAACUUCUAGGUACAUUAAUCUAGUGAUCUGUUCAGGGGAUGUGUUGGGGUCCACCCCUCUCUUCAAAAACUGACUAAUAAUGAGCAGCUUGCAUCCCAUCUGUCCAUUAUUUGAGUAGACCACCACUAGAGACAGAUGGAAAUUGUGUUUUAUUGCCAAUUACAUUAUGUUCUGAUUUUGUUAUUAUAAUUUUAAAUAAAAUCGUCAAAGUGUUAUGGAAAUUUAAAUGCGGCCACUUUAGGAUCAACUAAAAGUUUUAUAUUUUAAUGUGGAGGAUUCAGACUUGUGACAUGCUGAAUGUUUUGUUGGUGCAAUGUUGAUAUACUUUUUUUUUUUUUUUCCCCAACCUGAGAUUCCCUGACCCACAAGCACUUUAGGUUUAACUGGUUUAAAUAGAAACUGGCAGUGGAAAUUACACUAUAUAUAUCAAAAUGUAGCAAUAGAGACAUCUGUUAUAGACAGACUAAUAAAUAGAAUUGAAUAGAUUUCAUGGGUGUUGUGAGAGCAGACAGUGAGGGUUACCCUCGUGUGCCUUUUGCGUGUUGUUUAACGAAGAAAAUGCUGAGUUAUUGCAUAGACAUUAUAAAUAUAUAUAUAUAUAUAUAUAUAUAUAUAUAUAUAUAUAAUGUCUAUUAAUAUAAAUUUAUUUUGGAUUAUCUGGAAUUAGAAAUUCUUUAUAGCCUUACUUCAAGUUUACGCUAAUACAGUUAAUACAGUUUUAAUUUAAUGACAAGUUAAAGUAUUAUAAAAGCAGCAGGUGUUUAUAAUGAUAACAUUGUUGCACCAAGUACGAUUGCACUUUUCUAAAAUGAAGUCAGUUUGGUAGAUAGGCAUAAUGUAAAUAAUUAAGUAACCUUAAUUUAUUUGAAAAAGCAAAUAUAAAAUUUUUUAUUAAAAUGACUGAUUGUCAGAUACAUUUGUUUUUUUGUCUGACGAAGUGGACAGGAACUACUUAAGCUACUAUUACCUAAGCCGCUUUUCCACCGUGGGGCCGAAUGGUUGCAAGAACGGUAAGGAACAGUUCCAGUUAUAUUUCCACUUAAACUUGGUUUGGAUUACAAAUCAUUCUUGGCCAGGAAUUCAGAAAACCGUGCUGGUAGAAUACGUGUAGUGAUGUGGCCACUCGGGAUUGGUCACUUGUCUGUUGCCUGGCUGUCAGUUUCACUGUAGCUGUCCAAGCGCGCUAUUUGAGCGAAGUUAACGCAAGUUAAUGAUAAUAUGAAAAGAAAUAUCUGAAGAUCCUCCAAAUUGUAGUCGCUAUUUACAUCUCGAUUUACACCAAGGCAACAACUUACACAUUUGUGUUACAUUCCGAAGAGCUCUGUUAUCAGCCCUGCAGUGGAAAAUAAAACCAUAUCCGUACCGGCUGGGCCGGAUCGGCACUGAAUGGAACGUUUAAGCAACGGCCUGACGGUGGAAAAGCGGCUCUAUAUUAAAUUGUAUGAAGGUCAGUUGUUGAGAACAGAGCUAUAUCAAUAAAUUAAUCGGCAUUUUUAUGGAGCUUAAUCUCUUUUAAUGAAUAUUAAUUCAACCUAACCUGAAGUUACACCAUUUACAAAAAAGGCAGAAAGAACAUAUUAGCAGUCUAUCAUUUGCUUGUGCAUUUGGAACUAAAAUAGACUUGAUUUGAGAAAGCUGCCCAACAUCUUCAAUUACAUUGUGAGCAGUAUCUUCAAUAGCAAAACAUCAAGGCCUCAUUGGUAAAUGCACAAUUGUUCUGUCCUUGAAAGUAGCCUUGCUUUCAAGGCAGCAGUGCCAUCAUCUAUUCUUUUCCAAAACAAGCUCUGAAAUACUGCAUCCCUAACCUUAAUCCAGUAUAUUUACAGUGAGUGGAUCUGUUUUUAGUCUGUCUUGAUUUUUUUAAAUGUAAAAGUCGGUAUUUAGCAUAUUGUGUUAUUUGAAUAUAGAUUAAGAAAUUGUCUUUAAGAUGGUCAAAGUGACAGGUUCUUUGUGUACUUUUACUGAGAAUGCACAGGUUACCAGUGGUGGUCAAAUAAUUUACCUCUAGGGCCUCGAAAAGACAGUAGCCUUGAAGAUUAAACUAGUUUAUUGGUUAAAUAUAUACAGUUUAAUACCCAAUUCCACCAGUGUACACAAAUGAAACCCACACUGAGACCAAAAUCUUUUUUUUUUUUUCUUUUGCUAGAAGGAUUGUUAAAAUGGGCUGAAUCUGUACUGUACGUCCUAUGGUGUGGAUAUAUUUUCAUAUUUGAAAAUGUUUUAUUUCAAAUACCUGGCCUUAGUAACAAGUACUAUAUGGUCUUGUUAAUUAGCUGUGAUUUCUUUACACAAAAUAGUUUUGUGUUAAAGAUGAAUGCACUAACUUUAAAUAAUAUUUUUGAAUGUAAAAGUUGCUUUGCUGGAUGCUGCUUGAACAAAACAAAGAACUAGCAAAAUAUGCACAUGGAACAGUGAACCUCAGAAAAUGGGUCACCGAAAGAACAGUGGUUAGAAUCGUGAGUGACUCAUGACAAAAUAUUACAUUCAGCUGUUGCUGAUUUUCGUACAAAUACAGAACUCUCUUAAAAAUAAGAUACAACAACUUUGGUUUGCAGAGGGCUACCAACUACACACUGAAAACUGAAUACACUACAGACGUAAAGAUUCCUCCUUUACAAUGACUUGAAAUGUCAAAAUAGAGAUCAAAACAAAUGGCGUAACCUGUACAUAUAAAUAAAAAUAGCUGACGUGGUCAUUUAUGUGAAACGCUUUCUUUUCAGGAAGUUCUAUGGUCAUUGUAAUUCUAAUUUCCUAAACGUAAAAAAAAGACUGCAAAGUUAAAGUACCUCUACGAAUCUCUAUUAGUUCGAUUUCAUUCCACAUCAAAUGCAUCAUCAUGUGAUGGAUUCAUUUGGCCAUAUGUCAUGUAUACGUAUCCAUCUUUGCAUGUGACCUUAUUAGUUAUACUCCUGAAUGUAAUUGUUUAAUGAUCAGAAUUAAAACAAAACUAUUUUAAGAAGAUAUAUUUGAAGCUAACUGUCUUUAUGGUACUGAAAUAUGCAUAUAUUAUUGGGCUUGGCUUCUGUUUACCCUAAGAUGUUGUCGAGAAGAUGCUGUGAUAUUUCCUCGUUCUUUGGCGCUGUAUGAAUCUUAGUUCUCUUCUUCUUUAGUGCAAUAUUCAACAUUCUGUCUUUAAAAGCUCAAUGCAAAAGUAGAUUUCUGCUGAUUUACUGUAAAGGGAACCAUCCUGGUCAUCAUCAAUAAAAUACACAAAAAUUUGGAAAA